AUGAGUAAACUUUGUAGACAAGUGUCAAUUGAAUCCCCUGGACCCACUCUUAAAGAAUGUGUAUUUAGUUUUGAUGUACCCGUGCCAGAUGUUCCAAUGUAUGGUGCAAGAAUAAGAGUUGUUUAUGCUGGUGCUUGCUAUAGAGCUAAUAGAACUCGAUCAGCAUCAGUUUGCAGUACUUCCUCCAUUUCCUCUAUAGGAAGUUUGACAGGGGAGAUGGAAAGCUUUGGCAUACAUACAUCAACACCAGCACAUGUUGGCUUACGAGAUGGUGCUUUGUUUCCUGGGUAUGAAGUUGCCGGUAUUGUGGAUGCUAUUGGCAAAGCUGCAGAAUGUACAGAUGACAUUAAAAUAGGAACAAGAAUAGUUCUCUACCCAAAUGAAGGUGUUCCGCAUGGAUAUGCUGACUACAUUGUUGUCCCAGAUUUCCACUGCCUAGUGAAAGUACCAGAGAAUUUGCCUCUGAGUAUUGCGGCUAUGUUGCCAACUGGAGCUUUACUUGCCAUGAAUACUGUUAAUACUGCUAUUGAAUGUCUCAACACUAUAAUUGAGGGACCUGGCAAAAAGGAAAAAGCAACUGUUUUGAUUGUUGGAACUGGUGGACUAGCUCUUUGGGCGCUUCGUAUCGCAUCGUUCUAUUUCCAAAGAUUGCCCUAUCAUGAACGAAUUCGUAUAUCAGUCGCAACGUUGAAAGAUGAAGGAAUUGUUUUGGCUCAAGAAGACGAAGAUGUGUCCGUGGUUCAAUGGUCGGAGGAUCUCUACGAGCGUCAGUUGGUGGAGCGUACUAUAGAUGCGUGCGGCGGCUUUGUCGACGUCGUGCUUAAUUUUGGAACUACCUCACGUUCGCUGCAUCGCUCCUUACAGUGUCUAGCCCCGGGCGGUAUGGUACUUGUGACGGAAGACGUGGGCGAUAAACUUCUACCUAAAUUUGCUAAGAAAGCCGAUGAAAUGAACGUCAACAUAGUCGCUGUUCAGAAUGGCACCAUCGAACAACUCAGGGAACUGGUUGAACUUGUAGCUAACGGGACUAUCGAGCCUCCUCCACACUCGGUGUUCCCCGCUGAGGAGGCCCAGGAGGUUGUCAGGAAGCUUUGCAACUCAGAGAUCAAAGGACGUGCCAUUCUUAAGUUCCACGACAUCGACUAA
Danaus chrysippus (African queen) is the source of this 1146-nucleotide messenger RNA. The record is from the annotation of a GenBank genome assembly. Lineage: Eukaryota; Metazoa; Arthropoda; Insecta; Lepidoptera; Nymphalidae.